ACUCACCUCUGAAGUUUUCUGCUCUGUCAAAAAUGUCGGGAAGGGGAAGAACCGGUCGCGGUGGUGGCAGGGGCCAACAACAGGGGGGAAGGGGGCUACAGCCUGGCGGUGGUGGUGGCGGCGCUGGUCGUGGACGGGGAGGGGGCGGUUAUCCGCCGUCUUCGUUGUCCUCGUCUGCUCCGCCGUUUCAGCCGCCCGCGGCGGUAGCGCCGGUCGCGUCGCUGGCUAGGGAAAUGGAGCAGAAGAUGACGCUGCAGGCGUCGUCUUCUACUGCUCCUGUUCCUGCUCCGGCUCCACGUCCGGCGCCGGCGACGGUUCCGGCGGUUGUGAUGCCGCCGGCAGGCGGAGAACGGUUGCCGCCGGCGUCGACGAAGGCGGUGAGGAAUGCGCCGAGGCCAGGGUAUGGUACUGUGGGUACGAAGGUGGUUGUAAGGGCGAAUCAUUUCCUGACUACCGUCGCUGACCGUGACUUGUGUCACUACGAUGUUACUAUCACUCCUGAGGUUACAUCGAAGAAAGUGUGUAGGCUCGUUGUGAAGCAGCUCGUCACAUCUUAUGGCGAUUCGAAUCUGGGUGGGAAGACGUUAGCUUAUGAUGGAAGAAAAAGUUGCUAUGCUGCAGGGGAAUUGCCGUUUGCUUCGAAGGAUUUUGAAGUGGAGCUUGUUAGCGAUGAUGGUGGAGCGAGGAGGGACCGCAAAUUUAAGGUUUCGAUUAAAUUUGCUGCGAAAGCAGAUCUGCACCAUCUCAAGGAAUUCAUAAGGUGUAGGCAGGUGGAUCUUCCCCAGGAAACUCUGCAGUGUCUGGAUGUGGUUCUAAGGGAGGGGCCAUCUAACAGUUAUCAAGUUGUUGGGAGAUCGUUCUUUGAUUCUACGUUGGGCGAGACAGGGGACCUUGGAAAUGGUUUGGAAUACUGGAAAGGUUAUUAUCAGAGUCUUCGCCCAACUCAGAUGGGCUUGUCUCUGAAUAUCGAUAUGUCGGCAAGGGCAUUCUUUGAGCCUAUAAAUGUUGUUGAGUUCAUCUCUAAGUACCUCAACAGAGAUGUUUCGAGGGGUUUACAUGAUCAAGAUCGUGUUAAGGUGAGGAAGGUGUUAAGAGGCCUUAAGGUUGAAAGCAACCACUUGGGUCACAUUAAACGGUACAAGGUCUCGGGUUUGUCUACUCAGGUGAUCGGAGAUUUGAAGUUUUCCUUGGACGAGACUGGAGGACAGAUAACGGUUGUUAAGUACUUCGAGACUAAGUAUGGUAUUCGACUUAGGUGGACAAACUUGCCUGCCAUUCAGGUCGGCAGUGAUUCAAAACCUGUUUCUAUUCCAAUGGAGAUUUGCAAAAUUGUCGGGGGCCAGCGAUACUCGAAAAAGCUGAAUGAGAGGCAAGUGUCUGCCUUGCUGAAAGCUACUUGCAAGAGGCCAAACGAGAGACAGAAAACCAUCGAAGAGGCAAGGAUUUAUGAAACUGAUUACUAUUUCCUUGAAAAUUUUCCUAACUUCUUUUACCAUGCUUUUAUGUUUGAUAUGCAGAUGGUGAGGAAGAACAAUUAUGCUGCCGACAGGCUUGCACAGCAAUUUGGUAUUCAAGUCAAAACCGAGCUCGCCACAAUAGAGGCUCGGGUUUUGCCGCCCCCAAUGCUUAAAUACCAUGAAUCUGGAAAGCAAGCACUGGUCGAGCCUAGUGUAGGUCAAUGGAACAUGAUUGACAAGAAAAUGGUUAAUGGAGCUAGAGUUGAUUUCUGGGCGUGUAUUUCAUUUACUCGGUCAAAUUUGGAUGUGAACCGUUUCUGCCAUGAGCUGAUCAACAUGUGCUGCAGUAAGGGGAUGGUUUUCAAUCCGAAUCCUCUAGUCCGUACGCGAUCAGCUGAUGCAGGAAAGAUCGAGACAGCCCUGAGCACCAUUCAACGUGAAUCAGAGGAUCAGCUGAAAAAGAUGAAUGCGGCUGGAAGAUUCCUUCAGCUGCUCAUCAUUAUCUUGCCCGACUAUUCUGGCUCCUAUGGGAAGAUUAAACGCAUCUGUGAAACGGAUCUUGGGAUUGUAUCUCAAUGUUGCCAGCCAAAGCAGGCAAUGAAAUACAAUAAGCAAUAUAUGGAGAAUGUUUCCCUGAAGAUAAAUGUCAAGGUCGGAGGGCGCAAUACUGUUCUUCAAAAGCCUAUGCCAAUUCUCUAUGAUCGCCCCACCAUUGUAUUUGGAGCUGAUGUUACUCAUCCACAACCGGGAGAGGAUUCCAGUCCUUCCAUUGCUGCUGUGGUAGCCUCAGUCGACUGGCCCGAAAUUACUAAAUUUCGAGGGCUGGUUUCUGCGCAAACCCACCGGGAAGAAAUUAUACAAGAUCUGUAUAGCGAUGGACUCGAUCAAACAAAAGGCGUGGCUCGGGGCGGAUUAAUUGGUGAACAUCUGAAAGCCUUCUACCGUUCAACAAAGCGUAAGCCCGACAGGAUUAUAUUUUACAGGGACGGCGUCAGCGAGGGGCAGUUCAGUCAGGUGCUGUUAUAUGAAAUUGACGCUAUUCGCAAGGCUUGUGCGUCCCUAGAAGAAAACUACCUUCCGCGUGUAACUUUCGUUGUGGUUCAAAAGCGACACCACACUCGUCUUUUCCCCGCGCGACAUUUUGAUCGCCAGACUACUGACCGGAGCGGCAACAUUCUGCCGGGUACUGUUGUCGACACCAAAAUAUGCCACCCGUUCGAAUUCGACUUCUACUUAUGCAGCCAUGCUGGGAUCCAGGGAACUAGCCGCCCGACUCACUACCAUAUCCUCUACGAUGAAAAUGGCUUUAGCGCCGAUACUAUGCAAAUUCUGACAAACAACAUGUGCUACACAUACGCGAGGGCCACGCGCUCGGUCUCUGUGGUCCCGCCUGCUUACUACGCGCAUCUGGCUGCAUUCCGCGCUCGUUACUAUAUUGAAGGCGAUGAAUUUUCUGACAGCGAAUCGAAUUCUGCGAUGGCGCCGGGGAGGGCGACCAGAGACAGGAACGCGGCCGUUCGACCCCUGCCGAAGAUCAAAGACAAUGUGAAGGAAGUUAUGUUUUACUGCUGAGUAUGUUUAGUCGAUAAGUGUUUUGAGAAAGACUGAAGAAGUGUCUGAGAAAGACGCAUACAUCGAGUAGUUUUGUUUUUGAGUUUGAACUAUUCUGUCGCGUAUGGUAGCGACUAGAAACUUAUAUAUAUUUAUGUGAUGUUGUUUUUGAAUAUGUUUGAAGUUUAUUUUGGUAUAUGUUUUUAGUACAUAGAUGAUUGGCAUUAGGAGCAAUGUUUAAUCAGCU
Molecule: messenger RNA, 3255 nt
Organism: Andrographis paniculata
Lineage: Eukaryota; Viridiplantae; Streptophyta; Magnoliopsida; Lamiales; Acanthaceae
Product: protein argonaute MEL1-like
Exons: 21
Coding region: 33-3029 (998 amino acids)
Biological process (GO): regulatory ncRNA-mediated post-transcriptional gene silencing
Cellular component (GO): cytoplasm
Molecular function (GO): protein binding; RNA binding
Source: RefSeq, a predicted model, not a curated record